AGAAGACUGUAUUUACUGCUUUUGUCUUACAGUUGCAUGAACGUGUAUAUAACUCGUGUAGCUAGUUAACUAGUUGGUUCAGGUAAAGUGUCGAUCUCGCUGGUCCCGUGUCAGCAGAGGGACAUGACACAGGGCGCUUGUCAGGCUUGUCAGUGUGGCAGAUAGGCGGGGAAAGAGAGAGAGCUCCGACUGAACGAUUAGCGACGCAGCGAGUUUGCCUGGUCCGCACAGCGGUUCAGGUGGAAAAGUGAGAAGUUUUGAGCCGAUUGAAAAGUAUCGAAAGCGACCCAUUGGGAUGUUUAUUUCGACGCAAAAUGAACGUCAAGACUUGAAGAACAGUGUGUCUCAUCUUUUCCGUGUUGCGGACAUGGGAUAUUCACGCGGAAACUGAAAAUGACCCAAGGAAAGCAAGAUAUUUGAUGCAGUAGUUGGAAAACCGAGAAUCCACCCACAUAUCAUCGCUGCCCCCGACGUGAUUCGCACCAUUAGUUGGAGAAUGGAUCCCUUCUCCAGGCCCAGCGGCGAGAUUCAGCGCAGGAACCCCCAGCACGACUUCGAGCUCAUUCAGAGAGUCGGGAGUGGGACAUACGGCGACGUGUAUAAGGCUCGUAACAUCUCCACAGGAGAGCUAGCAGCUGUAAAGAUCAUUAAAUUGGAGCCAGGAGAUGAUUUCUCAAUCAUCCAGCAGGAAAUUUUCAUGGUGAAAGAAUGCACUCAUCACAACAUAGUGGCCUACUUCGGUAGCUACCUCAGUCGAGAGAAGUUGUGGAUUUGUAUGGAAUACUGUGGAGGAGGCUCCCUGCAGGACAUCUACCAUGUUACAGGUCCUCUGUCUGAACUUCAGAUUGCAUAUGUGUGCAGAGAGACAUUACAGGGUCUGGGUUAUCUCCACUCUAAAGGAAAGAUGCACAGAGAUAUCAAGGGGGCGAAUAUUUUGCUCACUGACAACGGAGAUGUCAAACUAGCUGACUUUGGAGUUGCAGCAAAAAUAACAGCCACCAUCGCCAAGAGGAAAUCAUUCAUUGGCACCCCCUACUGGAUGGCACCUGAAGUGGCUGCAGUAGAGAAGAAUGGAGGUUACAAUCAGUUGUGUGACAUCUGGGCUGUAGGAAUUACAGCAAUAGAACUUGCUGAAUUACAGCCACCCAUGUUUGACUUGCACCCAAUGAGGGCUUUGUUCUUAAUGUCCAAAAGCAGCUUCCAGCCACCCAAAUUAAAGGACAAGAUUAAAUGGUCUACAGCCUUCCAAAACUUUGUUAAAGUUUCUCUUACCAAGAACCCGAAGAAAAGACCCACAGCAGAAAAACUGCUCACGCAUAUGUUUGUAGCUCAGACAGGUUUGACACGUAGACUUGCAGUGGAGCUGCUGGAUAAAAUGAAUAAUCCAGACAACCAUCCUCACUACACUGAGGGAGACGAGGAUGAUCUUGAGCCCCUGGCUGAGCGCCACACCAUCCGUUCAACCCACAACAAGAAUGCUCGGGCUGAGAGAACUCGCUCAGAGAUCAACUUUGAUAAGCUGCAGUUUGAGGCUCCACUCAGGAAGGAGACAGAAGCACACUCAGAAAUGGAUGUGACCAAAGAGAGUGAUUUCUCUUCCCAGUGGAGCCCUUUUGCUGAGGGAGGCAUCUCCAGCAGAAGCCUCCUGAAAAGCGUAGAGGAGGAGUUGUUCAUACGGGGACAUAUGGCUCCACUGGAAGAUGCCUUUGAGGAUGUGGAGAUAUCUACCCUGAAACACGGAGUGCCACCACCUCUGCCUCCCAAGCCACGUCUGAACAGCGCAUCUGAUGAGCUGGGCUUGAAUGAAGGAUCUUCGACAAUUAAGCGGUUCCCUGGCUCGGACAAUGGGCCUGCGCUGGAGCCACGCAGACAGAGCACACCAGAAAGAGGCAGUAGGGCCGAACACACACAGCCUGAUUACCUCUCUGCCAGUGUGAGCAGCCCUGGAUUGCUCUCGCAUGCCACAGAAAACGCUCCUUUUGUAUCCAAACCCAGAGAAGAAGACUCUGAGGAUGCUGUAAAUGGAGACGGUCCUAAAUCACCACCCAGCCGUCCACAGAGGAAAGAGAGAAAAGAGUUCCCUAAGCCAGCAAUAAAUGGCCUGCCACCUACACCUAAAGUCCUGAUGGGAGCGUGUUUCUCUAAAGUGUUUGACGGAUGUCCUCUCAAAAUUAACUGUGCCACUUCAUGGAUCCACCCAGAUACUAAGGAUCAGUACUUGAUCUUUGGGACGGAGGACGGGAUCUACACUCUGAACCUGAAUGAGUUACAUGAGGCCACCAUGGAGCAGUUGUUUCCACGGAGAUGUACCUGGCUCUACGUCAUAAAUAAUAACCUGAUGUCAUUAUCAGAAGGUAAAACCUUUCAGCUGUAUUCUCAUAACCUGAUUGGACUGUUCGAGCAGCUGAAAAAACCUGGACUUGCUGCACAGUUUCAAACACACAGAUUUCCUGACAAGAUACUACCCAGGAGAUUUGCUCUGACCACCAAAAUCCCUGACACAAAGGGCUGCCACAAGUGCUGCAUUGUGCGAAAUCCGUAUACAGGUCAUAAGUACCUGUGUGGAGCACUGCAGUAUGGCAUCGUUCUUCUACAGUGGUACGAACCCAUGCAGAGAUUCAUGCUUAUAAAGCACUUUGAUUUCCCGUUGCCAAGUCCUCUGCGUGUAUUUGAGAUGUUAGUGGUGCCAGAGCAGGAGUACCCCAUGGUGUGUGUGGCCGUCAGUCAGGGUACUGAGCCUGGCCAAGUCGUACGCUUCGAAACCAUUAACCUCAAUUCUUGUUCCUCCUGGUUCACUGAAAUUGGCUCAGCUGGUAAUCAGGUUGAUGCGAUUCAUGUCACUCAGUUGGAGAGAGACACUGUGCUUGUGUGCCUAGAUAAAAAUCUGAAGAUAGUGAAUCUGCAAGGAAAGCUCAAGUCUAAUAAAAAACUUGCUUCUGAACUCAGCUUUGACUUCUGCAUCGGCACAGUCGUGUGCCUGCAGGACAGUGUUUUGGCCUUCUGGAAACACGGUAUGCAGGGGAAGAGCUUCAAAUCUAAUGAGGUAACACAGGAGAUUUGUGACCCAAGCAGAGUGUUUAGACUGCUAGGAUCAGACAGGGUGGUGGUUUUGGAGAGCAGGCCCACAGAUAAUCCGACUGCUCUCAGCAACCUCUACAUCCUGGCGGGCCAUGAGAACAGUUACUAGCCUGUUAUUACGUAUAUGCUGAUAGUACUCAAUGACUUAGCCACUGCAGCUGCCAUUAUGGAUCCAUAGCUGCCUAGCAAUGGACUCCUCUCUGGCACUAUGCUUGGUGAGCAGAACUGUUCUCCUUUAAGAAACAGUUUAAAGGCAGUGAGUGAGUGCAGUGCUCCAGAUUGUGUCUUAUUAUAUCUCUGAAUGGUUUCUCAGAGCUGCCCAAUGCCAUGCAUCUUUCUGCCUCUGUUAUUGGCUAAUGGGUAUUUAAAUCAGACCAAACGCAGCAGUGUAAUGGUUCAGAUUCCAGCAAGUGUAAUAAAUAGCAGAGCUGCCCGCAAUACUCUUCAGCAACGGGAAUAUUAAACAACGGUGAUACUGCAAAAAAAAAAACGAUACUAUGAAGUGCCUUUUGUAGGGGACUGUUGGGUGUGCUUAACUAAACUCUUUAAGAAACAGGACCUCCUGUGUGUCUAACUCAGUAUGCAACUAAUGCAUGCUCAAAAUGAACUUUACCAUGUUAAUUCUCAUCUAGGGCCGGAAUUAAAUUUUUCAAACUGUUAUUGGGAGUAUUUACUAGGAAUGGGAUAUUGUAAGGAGAGUGAGGGCUUUUGGAGCAUCAGCUAUUUAAAUGUAAUUUAUUGAGCUGUAGCCACAUUGUAGUUUAAAUUAAAUGCUACCCAGAGGGCACCAGCUGCUCCUCUUAACCAGAGCAGAACUCAGCAUGGCUACAUCCUUAUUUUACUGCUAUGUAAUAAAGUCCCUCCUACUCUCACGCUUGGUUACAUUUUAGAAUGCGGUUAUGAUGUAAAAUGGUUAUCUUUUUUUUUUUAAUCUUUUAUUCAAUAUUUGCACCAUGUAAGCACUUUUGUACAUUGAUGUUUUUGUAUUUAAGAAUGACAAAACAUGGGAGAUGCUAGGUUUUUAUGACUUGCAGAGUAUUUCCAUGGCUUCAGUUCUAAUGUAUGCCGUUUUUGUAAUAAAAAAAGGACUGUUAAUGA
Colossoma macropomum (tambaqui) is the source of this 4176-nucleotide messenger RNA. It is a transcript of the gene map4k5, whose product is annotated as mitogen-activated protein kinase kinase kinase kinase 5. Gene Ontology annotation, molecular function: ATP binding; MAP kinase kinase kinase kinase activity. Gene Ontology annotation, biological process: protein phosphorylation. The record is from RefSeq and is a predicted model, not a curated record. NCBI's taxonomy places the organism in Eukaryota, Metazoa, Chordata, Actinopteri, Characiformes, Serrasalmidae. The transcript has 36 exons. The coding region runs from base 497 to 3187 and encodes 896 amino acids.